AAAAAGUGUGUCACUGGGGCACGAGGCUCUCCCCGCGGUCACAUGGUCCCGUUUUCUGCCGCGUGCGAUCCGAGAGCCUGCUGUUUGCGCGCGCCCUGCUUGUCUAGGGAGGGAGCGAGAGAGAGACAAGAGAAAGACAAGAGAGAGAGAGGGUUUCCAGACAGCAAAAGCAGGCCGAGGGACAAACUGCAGUUCCCAACGACACAGACCGAGACCGUGUGACAGCACGAAUCGUUUUUUCUCUACACAUCACAGUCAAAUAGAAGAGCCCAGCAGCCUCAUGCAAAGCUUCCUGCACAGACACAAUUGUGUCUUUCCGAAAAAAUGUCCGUAUCAAAGUAGUUUGAUUUAUGACUCACGCGUAAUUUACCUAUAACAGAAAGCGUAAAACGAAGACGCAUAACUUUGAGAUCGCCGAUGAUCCUUCGUUUUUUUCUAACUGAAAAAAAAUCUACGGAUUGCGAAGUAGGUCUGCAUGACUCGUUUGGAGCUCAACAUGACGACUGCAAUGGACACAAGCAACAAUAGCAACACAGGAGGCGUCAUCUCCUACGUGGGCUCCUGCGGCGGCUCGCAGGCGCGCAUCAGUCCUGUGUCCAUGUACAGCGACAACUCCAACUCCCAGCCCUCUUUCGCCUCCUCCACCUCCUCCUCCCCUCCCUCCUUCCACAGCAGUGGCAGCUCCAGCUCCGGCUCGGGUGGAGAGGACGGCUCCUCCUCCUUCUCCUCCUCCUCCUCAUCCACCUCCUCCUUCUCCUCCUCAUCCUCUUCAGUAGGAGGCUCCCAUCGUUGCCGUGACGAUAGGAGCUCGCUGAGAGCAGCCCCCGGCAAGUCCGUGGCGAGGCUGACCAAGCUGAAUGGCAUGGUCCUGCUAUGUAAAGUUUGUGGAGACGUGGCCUCAGGUUUCCACUACGGAGUCCAUGCAUGUGAAGGAUGUAAGGGUUUCUUCCGCCGCAGCAUCCAGCAGAACAUCCAGUACAAGAAGUGUCUGAAGAACGAAAGCUGCACCAUCAUCAGGAUCAACAGGAACCGCUGCCAGCAGUGUCGCUUUAAGAAGUGCCUCUCCGUGGGCAUGAGCAGAGAUGCGGUGCGUUUCGGCCGCAUACCAAAGCGGGAGAAGCAGAGAAUGCUGGCAGAGAUGCAGAGUGCCAUGAACAACAUGGUCAACAACCAGCUGCAGAACGACUUCCAACUCGCCAGCCUCUCCUCCUCCCCGCCCCCUCCUCCCUCCUCCUUAUCCUCCUCUCCCUGCCCGCCUCAGCCGCCCGCCCUCCCGGCGGCACCUUCGUCUCCUUCGACCCCUGCCCCGGCCAUGUCCUCCUCCCUGCCUCCUCCCUCUACCCAGGGUGCACCUCCUCCCCAAGACAUGCUGACGUCCCACCCCCCCGCCCUCUCCUCCCCCUCCCUAUCAACGCCUUCCGCUCCUCUCUGCCCCGCCAGUCUCGGCGUGGACUCCACCGUCAGUGCCAUCGCGCGUGCUCACCGCGAGACUUUCCUGUAUGCGCACGACAAACUGACCAACCCCGGCACGCCUCUGCCGCAACGUCGUCAACAACACCUCCAGCACCAACAAGCCCUCCGCAACGUGGAGACAAACAACUGGGUCUCCAACCAGUGUUCAAGUGGUUACCAUGCCAACGGACUCAACACCAUCUACCACAACAACAACAACUUUGCCAGUGGUUACGUGGCCCAGCAUCACCACGGCAACCACCGCCACAGCAAUCUCCCUGGGGGAGAGAUGCAUGGCAAGCAUGCACAGCAAGGACAGAACUCUCCCAUGAAGAACCAACCUGAUAUCAUGCUGGCGUGUCCUAUGAACAUGUGUCCCAGGGCAGACCCCUCUAAGAGCUCCCAGGAGAUCUGGGAGGACUUCUCCCUCUCCUUCAGCCCUGCCGUCCGGGAGGUGGUGGAGUUUGCCAAACACAUCCCAGGAUUCAACACUCUGUCACAGACCGACCAGGUCUCUCUGCUGAAAGCCGGCACCUUUGAGGUGCUAAUGGUGCGCUUUGCUUCGAUGUUCAACGUGAGAGAACAGACGGUGACGUUUAUCUCCGGCACCACCUAUGGGCUGGAGGACCUGCGGGCCAUGGGGAUGGGCGAGCUGCUGGGGGCCAUGUUUGACUUCAGCCACAAGCUAGCAUCACUGGAACUCAGCCCGGAGGAGCUGGGCCUGUUCACCGCUGUGGUGCUCGUAUCUGCAGACCGGUCUGGCAUCGAAAACUUCACCACGGUGGAGCAGCUCCAGGAGAGCCUGAUUCAAGCUCUGCGCUUAUUGGUCAGCAAGUCACCCAAUCAUCACCAUGGCGACUCGCCCCGCUUCACCAGGGUCCUGCUCAAGCUCUCCGACCUCAGGACCCUCAACAACAUGCACUCUGAGAAGCUUCUCUCCUUCCGCAUCGACGGCUGAACACAAACACCACACCGAUGGCCCAUGAUGAUGACAAUGAUGAAUGAUAAUGUCAUCCUCAACAUGGAGCCGUGCUAAGGCGCUCUUCUUUACCACUGAAACUGGUUUGUCACAAUCAUUUGAGCUUCAUUGUGUUGUCUCCGCUUGCGUCAGCCCAAAGUUCAGGAACUGAGACAUCUGUCUCUGAGAAACCUCUGAUUGUUUUUCGUUUCCUUCAAAAAGGAGAAACUGAUAUGAGUGCUGUCGCACAGUGAUGAUAUCGCGGAAAACCACAGGUCUAGUGAGUGUACUAGAUGCUAAGGUUGGCUGGAGAGUUUGGACAUUGUGUAACCUGGGUAAAAUAAGCAGCUGUCAAAAUGUAAACUGAAGUGGCACUUCAGUUUGGCACUUCAGUGCCCCCCCCCCGCCCCCUGUGAGGCCCCUGAAGACUGAGUACAUCUGCUUUAAUAGAUGGAUCUCUUCAACAAAAAAAGACUUGAAACUGAUGAGGACAGAAUUGUACUGAGCAGAAAACGUUCUGCCGGAACCACAAUAGACCAGAACAAUCCUCUGAAGACCACCUUUAUCUGGAGGAACCCUGCCUACUUUACUGAGAGAAGAUUGCCAUCUAUCCACCCACCCACACACACACACACACACACACACACACACACACACACACACACACACACACACACACACACACACACACACACACACACACACACACACACACACACACACACACAAUAGGCUGGACUGCAUGUAUGCAUUAUAAAACAGUUCAAAUGCAGUAUGCAGUUGAUACAUUAUGCAGUAGUGUGACGUUAUCACACAUAAAUACCAUGUAACAAACUGUCAACAAAUCACCAUGAAUACAAAUAUACUUGAAACGUUUUUAAAAUUCUGUAUUUAACACUUAAAUAUAUAAAUAUAUAUAUUUUGUUAAUUUGAAAUAUGCUCAUAGUGCAAAUAUUAUAUGA
This is a messenger RNA of Gadus chalcogrammus (walleye pollock), 3372 nucleotides long. Its product is annotated as nuclear receptor subfamily 1 group D member 1-like. The record is from RefSeq and is a predicted model, not a curated record. Bases 476 to 2410 code for a protein of 644 amino acids. Gene Ontology annotation, biological process: hormone-mediated signaling pathway; positive regulation of transcription by RNA polymerase II; cell differentiation. The transcript has 8 exons. NCBI's taxonomy places the organism in Eukaryota, Metazoa, Chordata, Actinopteri, Gadiformes, Gadidae. Gene Ontology annotation, molecular function: nuclear receptor activity; zinc ion binding; RNA polymerase II cis-regulatory region sequence-specific DNA binding.